Molecule: messenger RNA, 1406 nt
Organism: Nelumbo nucifera (sacred lotus)
Lineage: Eukaryota; Viridiplantae; Streptophyta; Magnoliopsida; Proteales; Nelumbonaceae
Product: gamma carbonic anhydrase 1, mitochondrial
Source: RefSeq, a predicted model, not a curated record
GGUGGUUCUGCCCUUUCUCUUUCUUUCGUCUGGCUUGCUAGUUUCCAGUUACCGUUCUCUCUCCUCCCUUUUUCUCCCCCUAUUCCUGUAUGCUCUACACUCAGCUAAAAAAAUUCCUAUCUCCUCUCACAAUCAGGAAAUAAGGACCGAGGAAAUCUUCUCACUAGAAGAAGAUGGGUACAUUGGGAAAGGCGAUCUACACCGUUGGAUUCUGGAUUCGAGAGACUGGUCAAGCCCUUGAUCGUCUCGGCUGCCGCCUCCAGGGAAACUAUUACUUCCAAGAGCAACUGUCUAGACAUCGGACACUUAUGAAUAUUUUUGAUAAAGCUCCUGUUGUUGAUAAAGAUGCAUUUGUGGCUCCAAGUGCAUCCAUCAUUGGAGAUGUUCAGGUGGGGCGAGGGUCCUCAAUUUGGUAUGGUUGUGUUUUGAGAGGAGAUGUGAACAGCAUCAGUGUCGGGUCUGGAACUAAUAUACAAGACAAUUCCCUUGUGCAUGUUGCAAAAUCUAAUCUAAGUGGGAAGGUCUUACCAACUAUUAUUGGAGACAAUGUUACCAUAGGUCACAGUGCUGUCCUCCAUGGCUGUACUGUUGAGGAUGAGGCAUUCGUUGGUAUGGGAGCAGUUCUGCUUGAUGGUGUGGUUGUUGAGAAAAAUUCCAUGGUUGCUGCUGGAGCCCUUGUGAGGCAGAAUACCAGGAUCCCAUAUGGAGAGGUAUGGGGAGGUAAUCCAGCAAAGUUUUUGAGAAAGCUCACGGAGGAAGAGAUAGCAUUCAUCUCUCAGUCGGCUAUCAACUAUUCAAAUUUAGCCCAGGUCCAUGCAGCUGAGAAUGCAAAGACCUUCGACGAGAUUGAGUUGGAAAAAGUGCUCCGUAAGAAAUUUGCUCGCCGAGACGAGGAGUAUGAUUCAAUGCUUGGUGUUGUCCGUGAAGUCCCUCCGCAGCUUAUCCUUCCCGACAAUAUCCUUCCAAAAGAAUCACCAAAAGCCUCAUAAAGUUAGAUUGUCACUGCUCAGUAAGGCAAGUAAUCUUCCUUUUGAGAAUUUCACGUCAAGGGAUAUUUGUUGUUAUGUGCGGAUUUAUGUGGUUUAGGUUCGUUUCUUCUCUAAUAAUUUUUGGAACCCAUCCAUGUUAAGGAUCAAUGAUGAUGUACUUCUCUGGUUUGGGGCUAUACUCUCUAGUUUCAUCGGAACCCUGCUUCCAGUUUCUAGAGAACAUAAUGCUACAUUGCAACAAGUACUUUGAUGUUAUUUUUGCCUUUUCUAAGACCAAAUUGCCAUUUUUUGUACCUCCUUCCAGAGCUAUCAUUGAUCUGUUCUUUAACUAUCAAAAAACGAUAUGUUCUUUAUCUUGGGAUGGUUUGGAUUAUGACGGGAAUAAUAAUUAAAUCCUCCGUGAAAUUUUACUUGUCA